AUGGCCUCGCAACCGAAGGUCCUCCCGCAAUUGACGUCCUCGAAGCUCUUCCUCACCGAAGCCGGAGUCGAAACCACUCUCGUCUACAAAAAGAAUGUUCAUCUCCCUUGCUUCUCUGCCCUCCCACUUCUCAGUACAGAAGAGGGCGCAAAAACUAUCCUCUCCAUAUAUCAAAGCUAUAUAAAUAUUGCUCUCACCCACUCAGCCGGCAUCGUACUCGAAACUCGAACAUGGCGUGGCUCUCCUGCAUGGGCUUCUCAGCUUGGCCUCUCUAUCCCACAAAUCCUCGACUUAAACCGCACAGCGGUCAAGAUUCUCCAUGGCCUCAGACACAAGACUGAAACUCCAUGUACUCCUAUCGUCAUCAGUGGGACACUUGGACCCCUUCAAGAUGCCUACGAGAAUUCCACAGACACGGUCUCCUUUUCUCAGGCACGGGAAAAUUACCACUCCCAAGUCUGCGUUCUCGCAGAAGAGGGUGUAGACAUGAUAUCUAUCAUGACUGUAACGAACCUGAAUGAGGCCACCGCAGCAGUGACUGUGGCGCGUGAGUUUAAUCUCCCUAUCCUCGUCUCGUUUAGCAUUGAGACAGACGGACGGCUGCGAGGAGGAAGAACCCUUGACGAUGUUAUUCGCGAAGUCGAUCGUCUGACAGAGAAUUAUACAACGUAUUUUGGGGUGAAUUGUGCACAUCCACACCAUAUUAUGACAGCAUUACGGGAUCUCCCUGAGGAUGUGAGGUCGAGGAUCGGGUCGAUUCGAGGCAAUGCAAGCCUUAAAAGCCACGAUGAACUUGACAACACGCCGGUUCUAGAUCGGGGUAAUGUUUCGCUGUGGGGUCAAGAUUUCAAUGAGCUUUUCAACAUGUUGCCGGAGCUGAAAGUGGUAGGGGGUUGCUGUGGCACGGAUGAAGAGCAUAUUGAUACUCUUGCGGUAUUUACCUAA
Penicillium vulpinum is the source of this 945-nucleotide messenger RNA. RefSeq names its product homocysteine S-methyltransferase family protein. NCBI's taxonomy places the organism in Eukaryota, Fungi, Ascomycota, Eurotiomycetes, Eurotiales, Aspergillaceae. The transcript has a single exon. The coding region runs from base 1 to 945 and encodes 314 amino acids. The record is from RefSeq and is a predicted model, not a curated record.